CUUUGGUCGUCGUGAUUGUAUUCUACAUCACAUGGCUCAUCUCGGCUACACUCAACAACUGAGAGAAGUACUCGGGAUUUCUGCAGGCAAUGUGAAUAGGCGAGACCCGGACGGCAAUACUCCACUUCACGUGUUGUUAGGAGCUGACCAUUCAUACCGAGAUCACACAGAUGCAACACGUUAUUUAUUAACGUAUGGGGCGGAUGCCAAGUUAACAAAUGAGAAUGGUCAAACUCCAGCUGACAUGUAUGUGCGCAACACAUGUAGGAAGUACGAUUCUAGAAACAGAAAAGAACAGAAAGAAAUGCUCAUGCGUCUCUUACAAACGGAGAAUGUUCCAAUGGAAAUCUUGGCGCGUGGGCACGAAGCAAUGGAGGCAUUUAAUGAUGCUCUAGCUGAGGGAGAAGCAGAGAUUAAUCAAGGAAGGACAGUUUUCAUGGGCCUCGAGAGAGUCGGCAAGACUUCUACUAUCAAGUCAUUCUUAAGGAAUACUUUUGAUCCAAAUGAGGAUAUUACGGACGCAAUUGCCAACACAACGGUUUGCACCCAUGAAUUCCACGAUGAAUUAAAUUGGAAGGAAACAUCACCUGAUCAUUCUGGAACCAAUAGCAUGUAUGAAGAGAAAAUGGUGGAUUCAAUAGCGAAGAAAAUAUUCGAAAAGUCAAACAAGGAGAACGUAGAAGUAACAGAACAAGUGAGAUUUACACGCUAACUAUUUAGUGAAGUUUCAUGUAUAUAUUUUUUUUUUUGUUAAUUUAAUGAAUGUAAUUGCAAGUACUUAAUAGUUAGGAUAUUUCUUAUUUCUUUUUGUUUAUUUAUUUCAAGGGCCUGU
This is a messenger RNA of Anneissia japonica, 832 nucleotides long. RefSeq lists its product as uncharacterized. Gene Ontology annotation, molecular function: protein binding. The record is from RefSeq and is a predicted model, not a curated record. Lineage: Eukaryota; Metazoa; Echinodermata; Crinoidea; Comatulida; Comatulidae. The coding region runs from base 32 to 712 and encodes 226 amino acids. The transcript is spliced from 6 exons.